Molecule: messenger RNA, 2256 nt
Organism: Hippocampus zosterae (dwarf seahorse)
Lineage: Eukaryota; Metazoa; Chordata; Actinopteri; Syngnathiformes; Syngnathidae
Gene: hoxc6a
Product: homeobox C6a
Exons: 2
Coding region: 668-1414 (248 amino acids)
Biological process (GO): regulation of transcription by RNA polymerase II; anterior/posterior pattern specification
Cellular component (GO): nucleus
Molecular function (GO): DNA-binding transcription factor activity, RNA polymerase II-specific; RNA polymerase II cis-regulatory region sequence-specific DNA binding
Source: RefSeq, a predicted model, not a curated record
AAAUGUAUUUGCUUGGGAAACCUUCAAUUUGAGUCACAACCCGCGUUUAUACCGAAUGCGGUAUUAGUAAAUAAAAUCCUUCACGGCUCUUUGGACAAGACUUAGUGAGGAUUUGAAUAUAAACGUGCUCACUCCAUGUCAUCAGUCACAUUUGCCUUUUUGAAAGUAAACACUUCCUUGACGGUUGCUGCGCUCACAAGACGAGUACGCACGAUGUGCGUUUCUCCCGCUUCUAUGUUUCUCGGCAUUUUGCACAAAUGCUCUAUGCAGCUCUGGGCUCCGAGCUAGAGUUUCUACCGCACUCCCGCCUCGCCAUUGGUGGAGCCGGGUCAGCUGACUUGGUCAUAUUGUCUGCGAGCGAGACAAGCCUCGACUAUCACACUGGGCUUUGUGCGUCUUCAGCCUAGAUUGCAAACUAAUAAUAUUGAAUCGCCAAAGGCAGACAAGUGGAGGUGCUAUCACGGGGUACACCAGGCAGAGAGGGAGAGAGUGAGAGAGAGAGAGCGAGAGAGAGAGAGAGAAAGGGGGGGGGGAGGGGGAAAAAAGAGAGAAGAGGAGCUCGCGGAAAGGUGUGGUUGGCUGACACACACGAGAGGGAGAUUUACUGGGAAGGAAGAUUGAAAAGCGAGCGAUAAAGAAGUGGGCAGAGUUGCAGAAGAGGCCAGGUAUGAAUUCGUAUUUCGCCAACCCGUCGCUCUCCUGCCAUCUGUCCGGCGGCCAAGAGGUUCUGCCCAACGUGCCCAUCAACUCCAGCACCUAUGACACAGUCAGACACUUCUCAUCGUACGGCGCCGCAGCCGUGAGCCAGAACCAUCGGAUAUACGCCGCCGGCCCUUUCUAUUCGCCCCAGGACAACGUGGUGUUCGGCUCGGGCCGGCCCCAGUACGACUACGGCUCCGGAGUCUUCCUGCAGGACAAAGACGUGCUGCCCAGCUGUAGGCAGGCAAACGUGGGACUGAGUGGCGCGCAGAGCCACAUCGGCCAAGAUUACGCGUUGGAGCAGAGCAGGGCGGCCCAGGAUCAGAAGAGCAACAUCCCGAUCUACCCGUGGAUGCAGCGCAUGAACUCACACAGCGCAGGAGUGGGCUACGGGACAGAUAGACGCAGGGGACGACAGAUCUACUCCCGCUACCAAACUCUGGAGCUGGAGAAGGAGUUCCACUUCAAUCGCUACCUGACUCGCCGCAGACGCAUCGAGAUCGCGAACGCGCUCUGCCUGACCGAGCGCCAGAUCAAGAUCUGGUUCCAGAACCGACGCAUGAAGUGGAAGAAGGAGAGCAACCUGACCUCCACAGUGGCCGGAGCCGAGUCCACGGCCGCCACGCAAGACGACGAACGCGGCGGAGGCGGCGGCGGAGGAGGCGGCGCGCCGAAAGAAGACGAGGAGAACGAGGAGAAGAAACAGAAGGAAUAGUUCCAGCCACGUGGAAAAUAGAACAACAACAUUACUACCUAAAAAUUGAGCUGAAACGGACCACACUGCAUGAAGGCUCCCUCUCCUCGCUGUCCUCAUCACGGCAGUGAUGAGCCUUAAAAAAUAACAAUAAGAAGAAGAAUUUUAAAAAAAUUCCAAUAAUUCCAGCCACUUUCUGAUUCCCGUGACUCUGGAUGACUCUUAUGUUAUUAUUAUUAUUAUUAUUAUUAUUAUUAUUAUUAUUAUUAUUAUUAUCCUUUCCCACUUGCAUUGUGCAAAUAAUUAAAGCAAACGAAGAAUUAAUUCCCACAUGGUUUCCAAUGCCAGUAGCAACUAUUUAACCGCCCUACGCAGCCAUUGCAUCACUGUGAAGAAUGUGCACACCAAAUCCAGUGUUAAAUUAGUCUCGACAUUCCGCGGACGGAAGGUUUCGGACCCUUCGUAUGGUCACAGUGUCAUGCAUGCAGGCUACUACUUGAAUAUAUAGAGAUGAUGUAAACAGCUCUUGCAGAAACGUGAACGUUGCGCGAAGAGACUGCUGCACACACACACACGCACGCACACACACACGUACACGUACACAUUCACAUACACACACAAAUAUGUGCCUGUGUACAGGCCGCUGAUGAACUCAGCAGAUAUGCAAAUCCUUCAAGACUGAAUGUGCAUUUAGUUGCUUUGAUAAACAACGCACAACACCAAAUUGCGCUUACCCCCCCUUUUUUGAGCCUUUGACACAAUUCCUUGUAAAAUAUAUUUGUACACGUCGUCAUUUUUUAUUUUAAAAGUUCUUGUUUUGUCAUAAUUGUGUAUCAUAUGGAAUAAAAUAUUUGUAAAAAGUU